AAAAGAGAGGUAGAAAGUAAAAAACGAAAAAAAAAAUCAACCAAUCGACCAACAAUUAUUAGGAUUAAUUAUUAAAAAAUAAUUAAUAUACAUUGAGCACGAACGUUCUCUCUAAUUGAUACGAAGAAAUUUAGAAGAAAUUUUACGAGAUGUCUUCCUCCAUUCAACUAUUUUUCGAUGGCUCCUGGAUAACCUUGAUCUUGUCGUCCUGUUUACUACUGAUGAUACUAACAUUCGCGAUACAACGUGGACAAUUUAUUUACGCUGUUAGGAAUAUACCGCAGCCAAUAUCCUUGCCGCUCAUUGGGAAUGCCUAUCAAUUAAAUUCCACUUUGGAAGAAUUCUUUAACAAUCUGGUCAAAUGGAGUCAACGAUUCGGUGAUAUAUUUUUAGUUUGGGUCGGGAUACGUCCUUUCAUCUUUCUUUACAAAGUUGAAACUGUCCAGCCUUUACUAAGUAGCAGCGUUCAUAUUAAUAAAAGCUUUGAUUACAACUACCUAAAUCCAUGGCUUGGUAAUGGACUGAUCACCAGUAACGGCGAUGUUUGGUAUCAUAGUAGGAAGUUACUAACACCGACCUUUCACAGUGGCCUCCUUGAAGAAUAUUUCAAUAGCGCUACGAAUGAGGUUAAAAUUAUGAUCAGCUGUCUCGAAAAAGAGAUUGGCAAGAGCUUCGACAUCGUUCCAUAUGCAAAACGAGCUAUGCUAGACGUGAUUUGUGACAGUGCUAUGGGGUACCAUAUUAACGCACAAACUAACGUAUUCAAUGAAUACGUUUUGGCUGUGAAUAGAAUGUCACAAAUCAUGCAGUACAGAUUUACAAACGUUUGGACAUCAUUCAACUUGAUAUUCAGAUUAACAAAAUUAGGAAGAGAACACGAUCAUGCUCUUAAAGUAAUUCAUACUUUCGUUGAUAAGGUCAUCGCCGAAAGAAAACAAGAAUGGAUAAAUCAACAAAAUGACGAUUCUAAUAAAUCAAUAAAGAAACAUCGUGCUUUAUUAGAUUUGUUAUUAGAAAUAUCAAAAAAUGGUACGAUUUUGACCGAUACUAAUAUUCGCGAUGAGGUCAAUACGUUUAUGUUUGCUGGUCAUGAUACAACAGCUACCAGUAUAUCCUGGAUAUUGUACGCUUUGGGAAGACGACCCGAAUAUCAGGAACAAAUAUUAGACGAAUACGACGAGAUAGUCGGUGACAAAGAAAUAACGUUAGAAAUGUUAAACAAAUUAAAUCUAUUGGACGCUUGUAUUAAAGAAUCAUGGCGUCUCUAUCCAGUGGUUCCAUUAAUCGGUAGACAAAUUUAUAGUCCCAUUAAAAUACUGGGACAUAACAUUCCAGUUGGUUCGACGGUCCUAAUAAACUCUUAUUUGUUACAUCGAGACGUUCGCUAUUUUCCCGAACCAGACGUUUUUAAACCCGAAAGAUUUUUACCAAGUAGCCCUAAAUUACCGUCGUACACAUUUAUACCUUUCAGCGCGGGAUCACGCAAUUGUAUAGGUUGGAAAUUCGCGACAGUAGUUGUUAAAGUAUUCACCUUAUCGAUAUUAAAAUCUUACCAUAUUACAUCUUUAAUAAGCGAAGACAAACUUCGUCUUAUAUCCGAAUUAGUUCUUGUUAAUAAAGGUGGAAUACCAUUAAAAAUUACACCGAGAACGCGAUGAUUUCAAAUAUAAUUUUUUUUUUUUUUUUUUACCAUUAUCAAAAUGGACG
Molecule: messenger RNA, 1707 nt
Organism: Vespula pensylvanica (western yellowjacket)
Lineage: Eukaryota; Metazoa; Arthropoda; Insecta; Hymenoptera; Vespidae
Product: cytochrome P450 4c3-like
Exons: 9
Coding region: 150-1658 (502 amino acids)
Molecular function (GO): monooxygenase activity; oxidoreductase activity, acting on paired donors, with incorporation or reduction of molecular oxygen; heme binding
Source: RefSeq, a predicted model, not a curated record